Molecule: messenger RNA, 2552 nt
Organism: Colias croceus (clouded yellow)
Lineage: Eukaryota; Metazoa; Arthropoda; Insecta; Lepidoptera; Pieridae
Gene: aft
Product: cap-specific mRNA (nucleoside-2'-O-)-methyltransferase 2
Exons: 4
Coding region: 183-2258 (691 amino acids)
Biological process (GO): 7-methylguanosine mRNA capping
Cellular component (GO): nucleus; cytoplasm
Molecular function (GO): methyltransferase cap1 activity
Source: RefSeq, a predicted model, not a curated record
CAUGGCCGUUGUUUGUUUUCUUUUCGAAUUACGUUUUAAAAAGCUAAUAUCUAUAAAUCUAUUUAAUUUAUCAUAUAAAUCAAUUAUUUCAUUUCCUAUUAAUAUGCAGUGCUUCAAUAAAAAUCAGAAAUAGCUACGAAGGUAUUCAUGAUUUAGCUUACUGUUACAUCUCAGACGCAAUAAUGUUCCAUAAAACCGAAAAUUCCUUUUUUCGUCAUAAAUUUCCAAAGAGUGAUGACUUUGAAGAAGAACUUCACGAUUUGUUCAAUAAGAAGUACCAAUUCCAAUUCAACAGUGAGUGGAAGCUGCCCGACCGUGGUUCUUGGUUCUCCGCACCACCAUGGAAAGUUAAAAACUUGGAGACCAUGAAAACUCGUUUGAAUUUCCAUAAAAGUCAACUGAAUGACUUCAGUAUUGAAGAAUGGAGUAGUCAUACACGCCGACGCAACCCUGCAGGUGAAGUUAGUUGGAAAGUGCGAUGUCUCGUCAAUCCAGAAUUCUUGACACAAGCUUGGACGAAGUUCUACGAGUGUGCUUGCACGUAUAACAUUAUGCCACAAGAGGCUAGAGAUUCUAGGAAAUUCGUCUCACUACAUUUGUGUGAAGCGCCGGGAGCAUUUAUUACAUCCUUGAAUCACUAUCUCAAGUUACAUCAUGAAAGUAUUCAAUGGAAAUGGCUGGCAAAUACUCUGAACCCAUAUUAUGAAGGCAAUUCGCCUUCAAACAUGAUAAGUGACGAUCGCUUCAUGUUCCACACUCUUCAGAAUUGGUACUUUGGAGUGGACAACACGGGAAACCUGAUGAACUGGGAGAACUCACAAGCUAUUGUUAAUAGAGCCAAGAGUCUGGGAAAGGUAUUGCUGGUGACAGCUGAUGGUUCCAUAGACUGCAUGCAGAGGCCUGAUGCUCAGGAAGAAGUCACAUCACCGCUGCAUUAUUGUGAAAUUGUCACAGCCCUACAGUCUCUCAGCAAAGGUGGAACUCUAAUUUUCAAACUGUUCACCAUAUUUGAACAUUCAACAGUGUGCCUGCUGUACCUUCUGAAUCAUCUGUUCAAAGAAGUGAACAUUUACAAGCCAAUUACAUCACGUCAAGGUAAUUCUGAAGUUUACGCUAUUUGUUUACGCUACAAGGAUAACAUACUUCUGGAAGAGUUUUUGCCCAAACUACAAUCUACAUAUGGUACUGAAUUAUACAACGAACUUGCGUUAUUCCCUCUUGAAAUGAUCCCAGAAAGCUUCAUUAAGCAAGUAGAAGAAUGUGCUUAUUAUUUCUGCUCACUACAAUGCCAUGUCAUUAACAACAAUCUCCAAGCUUACCUCAUGCAAAAUAACAUAGCACUGCACAGAGACAUCAAGAGAAUAAGGGCCAUGGUGGCAGCUGAGUUCAUUUGGAAGUAUGAUUUGAAACCUAUUGACAAUGAACAAGAAAUUCUAAAAGGUAUUCUACAUGAGGAAAACAAAAUCAACAAUAACCCCAGAUACUGUAGAGGCUCAUACACAGAAAGGCAAUUGUAUACAAAAAUGUCUAUGAAGGAAAAAAUGAGGAACUUAAGCACUUCUCUGCAAGAUGAAUUAUUGUCAAAUCCAUUGGUGUUGAUCAAUGAACCAAUCAGGUGGAUGGAUCGAGAUGAAAAUGCGAAAUUGGAGCUAACAUUCACAUAUGGGCGGCCAUUGCAUGCUAUUAACAGUUCGAAGUUUAUUUUAGUGCCAAUUUUCAAACUUUACCAACAAAUACUGGCUGAGGAGGAAUUCAAAGAAGUGAUCAUGUAUCAAGCUGCCAAAGAACAGGCUAGCAUUGGGUUGAAUUUUGAUGUAUCGAAAGUAUUACAACUGCCUGAAUAUGAGUAUGUGGAUAUUUACAGUACGUAUGAGAAGAAUUGCUUCAAAACUCUAGUCAAUAUGCUUAAGGAGAUGUCUGAUGAGGAGACAUUGCUGCUACAGAAUCUGAAUACUCUCACGCAUUUUAAUGUGAGCGUCUUAUACAUAUUGUGCAAAGUUUGCUUCCAGAAAACAGGAUUUACGUCAUGCGGUAAUAUAAUACUGAGCAAGCUGGAUAAAAAAUCAUUAGAAUUGUUAAAUGUGAUUGAUCUUGAAUGCGAGAAAUUUAAAUCGGAGCCAAAUAAGGAUGUUCUCAAUUCAUUGCCAGUACAAGUUACUAAUGUUGGUGAAUUUUUCAGCAAUAUUGUCUUCUAUAAUAACACAUUCUACAGAAAUAAAUGCACAGAGUAUCUUAAUAUUAUAGAACAGUCCCUUUAAACUGCGAUUUAAUUUUCAUAUCAUUAAUAAUUAAACUGUAUAAUAUAUGAAAGUAGGGGGAGUGAAAUGAAACGUGAUGUUUGUGAUUAAUAAGGAAGGCCAUUGAUAUUGUGGAUUUCCAGAAGGAUCUUAAAUAAUUUAACUUGAAAUAUUUAGUAUAUAAUAUAAUUUAUAUCAUUAUAUUCAAGAUGCAUUUACAGUGUUGUAGAGAGUAUUUUUUGAAGUUUUAUUCCUGUAAACUAAAUAUUCUUGUUGUGUCCUGUUUCACAGUGUCAUUAAACUUUCUAAAUGUUA